Frankliniella occidentalis (western flower thrips) is the source of this 2153-nucleotide messenger RNA. RefSeq lists its product as uncharacterized. Lineage: Eukaryota; Metazoa; Arthropoda; Insecta; Thysanoptera; Thripidae. The coding region runs from base 1 to 1626 and encodes 541 amino acids. The record is from RefSeq and is a predicted model, not a curated record. The transcript is spliced from 9 exons.
AUGCUGCAGUCUGCAGAUUUGAAUACUCUUUACGCCCCUAAGGGGCCUGCUAUGGCCCCAGCGGCCCUAUUGUAUCCCGUGGCGUACGCCCUCAUGACGCGCCACACCACGGACGCGCACGAGGCAGUCCUCAGAUGUGUGGCUCGACACGUGGACGGGAUGCAAGACCCAGCCUGGUUGAUGGCAGACUUCGAGCCAGCACUUCGCGGUGCAUUCCGUCGUGUGUGGCCGGGAGUGCAUGUGUCAGGAUGCUGGUUUCACUUUGGCCAGGCCGUUCUCGAUCGUGCAGUAGAUUUUUGCCACAUGAAGCCUCUGCUGCAGGAAAACGCGGAGGCUGGUAGGGCGCAGAAGAUGCUAAUGACGCUACCCCUCUUGCCCAUGGCUUUGAUCGUGGCAGGCCUCGAUUACAUCGAGGGCCAUGUGGCAAGGCAUGAGCUCACGGCUCAUUUUGCACCCAUUCUCCAGUACAUGAGGACGUACUGGAUUAAUGAGGUAGGGGUAGCGAUUCUAGCAGUUGGCGACCUCUACCACCGCACCAACAAUGGUGUCGAGAGUUUUCAUAAAAUUCUUAACACCUCUGUUGGUGUGCACCCGAGUUUUUGGAGAUUUUUCGAUGCUUUGAGAAGAGUUGACGCCGCACGUGCGGUGCGAGGGAUCAAGGGCAGGGCACCAAGGGCACCCAGGCCGGCGAGAGGGGAGCUGCUGCCGCGAGGGCCGAGGCCUGAGCUUCCGCACCCCCCGCCAAGGGCACAAGACGAGGAUGACGGGGAUGACACGAGCGACGACGACUUCCAACCACCUCGCCCGUUGCGUAACGCAGGGAGGCAGGAGGGGGCUCGCCGUAAUCCUCCGAGACAAGGCCGCAACGAAGAAGACGUGCCUCUGGCAGUCCUGCAGCGACAGCACAGGGCAAACGAAGAGCUGCAGCAAGAAGAAGAGGACUUGCCUUUGGCCGUCCUCCAGGAACGGCAAAGGGAAGAGGAAGAGGGUCAGCCAGAGCAAGUGGAGGAAGAGGACCAGCCAGAGCAUGUGCAGGAAGAGGAUCAGCCAGAGCAAGUGGAGGAAGGAGAUCAGCCAGAGCAGGUGGAUGAAGAGGAGCAGCAAGAUCAGGAGGAACAGGAGCAGCCAGCAGAGCAGGAGGAGCCUGCUCAAGACCAGCAUCUUAUGGACGAAUUCCGAGCUCAGCUGGUUCGGGAUCUCCCGGGGGAACCGGAGGGCGGCAUCCUCGUCGCCUUCCAGUUUCCCGGCCGACGAGAGAGGCAACGCUUUGGUGCGGAUUGCGACGUUCGCAAUCUGCACAACUUCGCCCUCACCGUGGCCUUGGAGAUCUCGAAAGUGUCCAACAGCUUCCGACUUGUGUCCCCACCUGCUCAAGUCAUCCCGGAGCGCGAGAAGCGCAUGGACGAAGUUAGCGGCGGGUCAGCACAAGUCCUGCUACAUGUACAGCCCUCACGAGGAGAAUGCAGUGUUUGUAUUGACGCCAUUCAAGAACAAUUCAAGGGCCGCCUCGAGCCUUGCGGCCAUUCGUUCUGCAUGGUGUGUGCAACGAGAUUGAAUGAAACUAGGCGAAAGGAGUGUGCGCUGUGCAGGGCGAAAAUUACGUCUGUAAAGAGGUGGCCCAACUAGGAUGUUUGUAAAUUUUUACUUUGUACAUUACAUAUUAAUUAAGCGGGGGAUUCUAAAUAUUAAGUUAUUCUGCAAGUGUCAAUACUUUUUAGCCCGCCCUUCUGCUUUGAAAAAGCUAUCCAGCGGGCUUAUGCAAACGACCUCGUGUCUGUGUGUCUGUGUGUCUGUCUGUUCCACUAGAAGGAGAUGUGCUAGAGACUUCAAAUUUUCAGGGUAUCUUAAGGUUCACUUCUAGAAAACGAAACGCCUACGGCAAAUCCUGGCAACCACCCCUAAAGGGCUAAAAGGGGGUAUUAAAGAAAAUGGGGUCGGUCAAAAAAGUCAGAAAAAAAUAUUUUUUUAUGGUCUCCUAACGGGUAACUCGUCAAAGUAGAGCCGUAUGGGCGAAAAUUUCGUGCGUUUGGCUCUAUCUCUAACCGUUUAGGCGCUGGAGGGUCUUUUUUGACGAAAAUAAGCUUAAAAUUGCUGUAGUUAACAAUAAGUUGUAGAAGAAGGCCCAAAACCGCAAAAGAGGAAAGAAACUCCCU